UGAACCACAAAGCAAGCAGAGCCACUGUGCUAGCAAAAAUACAGAAAAAUACAGUCCAGAAGGGGCUUAACUGAAACAUGUGCCAUACCGGAGCUGGAAAACGAACAGUUUAGUCGAAAGGAGCGGACAGAAACGCUUGGCACACGGCCAGCCGGGAAAGCAACGGACGGACAGUUACUUAGCCGAAUGUGGGCUCCCUCGGCACGGAUAGCCUGGUAGUCAGGAGUCGCUCGGGGCAGGCAGUCGGAGCACGACGACGCGCUCGGCUCCCUUCGUUUUAUUUGCGAUAUCCACCUCUGUGCGCUCGAUUUACGAGGGAAGACCGGCAGCACGGUGUCGUGUUGGGUGUUCAACAUUACCGACGGUGGCCAGAAUUAUCGCCCGAUCACUAAACCACGAGUUUACGGCGGAGGGGAAAAGUUAUCGGUUAACAAGCAGUAAACUACCGCUGGGCAGCCGAUCUCCAUCUCCCAGCAGCGCUCCCUCCCCCUCCUCCACCAUCAGCGUCACCAUCAGCCCACCGUCAGUAGCUCUGUGCUGGGUCUCCAGGCGAGGAGGGUCCCCCCCAACGCUCGGGGUAACUCACCAAGCAGCUAUGGAUUAUUUUCUGCGGUUUUGUCCUUACUUUUGACUCCACCGGACUCUCGAAGACCGUUUCCCCCCCCCCCCCGGAGACGCUGCAAGACUUCCCCAAUACGAGCAGCCAGUCCACUCGCAGCCGUUAGCUUAUUAAGUACAUCGCCUCGUCUGAAAUCGAGCCAGUGUUACUGUUGGUGCCAGCUGGUGACUUUGCUUGCUACUGGCAGCGAGGACAUUUUAACGUGUCUGCUGAGCUGAAGUCAUUCCAACUAGAUGCAUCGUCUGAUUAAUCUCUAUACAUUUUUCGUUAGUUAGCCUACUGGCUAGCAGGUUUCAUUUUGCUAGCUAGCGUGGUAGCUAUCCAGCGGACGAACCCAAAUAUCGAUAUUGCCAACAGGCUAAAACGAGUUAGCUUUCGGGCGUGUGGGUUUGGCUUGUGAUUAGUUGAUUUAUACCCUCUUUCUUGGUCUGGAGUUGGUGCUAAACCCCUUUAAAGUGUUUAACCACAUCUUUUUUUUGGGCGACGCUUUUCGUGAUUGAUGAGCCGAUAAGGAGGAACAUUGCAGCCUACACAGGAAGCCAGCCAGCAGAAACGACGGCAACAUAAACAACAGCGGUGUGUGGAUUUUAGGGAAUGCGGGUCAUGAGUCCGGGCUCUUCUUUAACCUGUGCUUGUGUGGUUUUAUUUGUGCCAAAGCGCGCCUGAGAGAUUUGCAGUUUCGGUGCACCAGCCGAGAUAUAUUAAGGACGACGAGCUAGCACCCUGAUGUUACACAUUUCAACCUGUCGCCCAGUGUCCUUCCUCCUGAAUUUCCUCUUUUUUGGUCUCAGCGAUUGUUGUUUGAGACGAAGAGAACCAGCUACACGUGUUUUAUUACUGUAACGCUGGUUUUCUGCUGGUGUCGAGUCCCAUUUUUCCUGUGCAGCCACUGAAACAGGGACAUUUUUUUUUCUCGACCGCACAGUGUUUACAUUUUGAGGAGAAUCCCUGAAGCACAUGCCGCACUGGAGACAAACCAGUCGUUUGGACACAUUUCCAUCAAGAGGACCGGAGAAGUCCCCAGAGACCUGUGGGAUUUGACAGCUGUCUCCAGACCCAGCAUCUGGUGCAUCUACCUAUCUCUGUGAGACAUAUCACAUUACUAUAAAGCGAGGACGCGCUGGCCUCGGAACCACAUCUCAUCGGUCUCUUCCUUGCGUUAUUUUCCACCCGUUUUCUCUCAGAACGCCUCGAGAAGCCUGUAUUUGUGCACUGAAUGGGAUUACAGGGACGGUGAUCUGACGGGCCUUGUGGCUGUUAUUUCUCGAGCAGCCUGUCACCCAAUGUCUUCCCUCUCGAAUUUCCUUUUUUCUUUUACAAUGAUGGUAGUUUGAGGCGAAGUGAGCAGACUACAGCCGGAGACAACGACGCCGUUCCAGUCGAUGGUCAGCCCCGCCGCCCGCUCAGCUGGCCCUGUCGCGCACCUCGGCGCUUGAUGUUGGUCCUAUCUGGUGGAGGACAUUAUUUUUUAAUUCCCUAAAACAAAACCCAUCCCCAGCCCGGUUAUUUUAUUGAUUUGGUCGUCCCAGGGUCGAAAGAUGGCGGACCUCGAAGCAGUACUCGCCGAUGUCAGUUAUUUGAUGGCGAUGGAGAAGAGCAAAUCUACUCCAGCGGCCCGGGCGAGUAAGAAAAUCAUCCUGCCUGAGCCCAGUAUUCGCAGUGUGAUGCAGAAGUACCUGGAGGAGAGAGAUGAACUGACAUUUGACAAAAUUUUCAACCAGAAAAUUGGCUUCCUACUGUUCAAGGACUUCUGUAUGAACGAGAUCGACGAGGCCGUGCCGCAGCUCAAGUUCUACGAAGAAAUCAAGGACUACGAGAAGCUGGACUCUGAGGACGAGAGGUUGAGCCGCAGCCGGCAGAUUUACGAUGGCUACAUCAUGAAGGAGCUCCUGUCCUGUUCACAUCCUUUCUCUAAGAAAGCAGUGGACCAUGUGCAGAGUCACUUGGCAAAGAAACAGGUUCCCCCAACUCUCUUCCAGCCAUACAUAGUGGAGAUCUGUGACAGCUUGAGAGGGAAGAUCUUCCAGAAGUUCAUUGAGAGUGAUAAAUUUACUCGUUUCUGCCAGUGGAAGAACGUGGAGCUCAACAUCCAUCUCACCAUGAAUGACUUCAGCGUGCAUCGGAUCAUCGGCCGGGGCGGCUUCGGAGAGGUGUACGGCUGCAGGAAGGCCGACACGGGGAAGAUGUAUGCCAUGAAGUGUUUGGACAAGAAGAGGAUCAAGAUGAAGCAGGGGGAGACUCUGGCUCUCAAUGAGAGAAUCAUGCUGUCGUUAGUCAGCACAGGGGACUGCCCAUUCAUCGUGUGCAUGACGUACGCCUUCCACACCCCCGACAAGCUCUGCUUCAUCCUGGACCUCAUGAACGGGGGUGACCUGCACUACCACCUGUCUCAGCACGGCGUCUUCAGCGAGAAAGAGAUGCGUUUCUAUGCGGCAGAAAUCAUCCUGGGUCUGGAGCACAUGCACAACCGCUUUGUUGUCUACAGAGACCUCAAGCCAGCUAAUAUCCUGUUGGAUGAACACGGUCACGUUCGUAUCUCUGACCUCGGCCUGGCCUGCGACUUCUCCAAGAAGAAACCUCACGCCAGUGUCGGUACUCAUGGUUACAUGGCUCCAGAGGUUCUUCAGAAGGGGACGGCGUACGACAGCAGCGCCGACUGGUUCUCCUUAGGCUGCAUGCUCUUCAAACUCCUCCGAGGGCACAGUCCCUUCAGACAGCACAAGACCAAAGACAAACACGAGAUUGACCGCAUGACGCUCACCAUGAAUGUGGAGCUGCCAGACUCUUUCACUGCAGAGCUCAAAGAUCUGCUGGAGGGGCUGCUGCAGAGAGAUGUGUCCAAGAGGCUCGGCUGCCAGGGCCGAGGAGCCCCAGAGGUGAAGGAGCAUCAGUUUUUCAAAGGCAUUGACUGGCAGCAGGUGUACCUCCAGAAGUACUCCCCCCCUUUAAUCCCCCCCAGGGGUGAGGUGAACGCUGCAGAUGCUUUUGACAUAGGCUCUUUCGAUGAGGAGGACACCAAGGGCAUCAAGUUGCUGGACAGUGACCAGGAGCUGUACAAGAACUUUCCUCUGGUCAUAUCAGAGCGCUGGCAGCAGGAAGUGGCAGAGACGGUCUACGAGGCCGUCAACUCGGACACGGACAAGAGCGAGGCUCGCAAGAGGGCUAAGAACAAGCAGCUGGGCCACGAGGAGGACUACGCCCUGGGUAAGGACUGUAUAAUGCACGGCUACAUGCUGAAGCUGGGGAACCCGUUCCUGACCCAGUGGCAGCGCCGAUACUUCUAUCUCUUCCCCAACCGUGUGGAGUGGAGGGGGGAGGGCGAGUCACGGCAAAACCUGCUGACGAUGGAGCAGAUUGUGACGGUGGAGGAGACGCAGAUUAAAGACAAGAAGUGUAUCCUGCUGCGCAUCAAAGGCGGGAAGCAGUUCGUGCUGCAGUGUGAGAGCGAUCCGGAGUUCGUGCAGUGGAAGAAAGAGCUGACCGAGGCGUUCACAGAAGCCCAGAAGCUGCUGCGCCGCGCCCCCAAAGUCAUCGGCAAAGGGCGGGCCGGAGUGGUGGAGCUGUCCAAACCUCCCCUCACACACCGCAACAGCAAUGGCCUGUGAAUACACACCCACAUAUAUAAACACACACACACACACACACACACACACACACACUGCAUCCCCCCUCCCCCCUCCUCCUCAUCAGCAGCAGGACAUUUGCCCUGACACCUUCCCACCGCCCGCCCACGACGCCUCGCAGUGUGAGCUGACCGUGCCCACCAGCCUCUUACUGAACACACACACACUCUCACACACACACACACACACACACACACACACACACACACACACACACACACACACAUCAUGAUGACCAAUCAUAAGCGCGAUAUAGUUUUUUUUUCUCUGCCAUGGGACCCUGCCAGUCAGAGAGAGGGAGUAAGGACACGACGCGAGGAGAGACACAUUCAGGAGGACUCAGCAUGUGAAGACCCUCUGCAUGAAUGUGACGAGGACAAACGCUGGUCCUCUCUUGUCCUUGUCUUUCUCUUCUUCACCGCCGUCCCCGUCUCCCCGUCUCCUCCUGCCCCCCCCCCCACCACCCCGCCCUGUUUGAAUCAGGUGAACCUGGAACCAGGACCCACAGUAUCCUGACGGACUCCUCCGAAACCCCACAGAGCUGAAGAAGUGAUUCCUGUUGUACCGGCUAAGACGCGGCCCUGUCCUCUCUGUCUCUGAGGCGAUGCAGAGGAGACCAGGCUUUGGUGGGGAAUGUAUUUCUGUGAGAGAAACAACAACAACAACAAAAAGGCUGCUCAGCUGGUUCUUCUCAGCCCUCCCUCUAACCGUUCCUGAAGUGCGUGAAGUGCCAACAUCAAUAUCUACUUGAGUCACCUGAGCACCCAGGAGGCCGCUUCGGUGGCAGAUAUUGCCCCUGAUACACAGAGGCGGGGGUGUUUGCGGGGGCGGGGGUGGUUGAUCAUUCCAGCGCAGAAAACCGGAAGUUUUAGGACCACAGACUCUUUCAGAUUGGCUCGUGUACAGCCAGUUACCAUAGAGACUGAGAUUUCAUUGGCUGACAAACAGCAGCCGGUUGCUAUGGGAACCAUGAAGACUGGUAUACCUGGGGAUUGGUUACCAUGGACAACGGUGUAACUAUUGUGUAUGAAGGCUAUACUUGCAGAAAAAGAGAUGACAGCAGAGGGAGGGGAGGGAGGGAGGGGGGAGGAAGUGACUCUGAGUGUAUAUAAACAACCCUUUCUCUGUGCAUCUCCAGUGUUUCAGUCUGACGUGUUUGCAUUAUCGGGGACUUCUCUGUCUGCCUGUUUGUGAAUCUGUCCUGGCUUUCGGGGAAGGGAAGAGGAAGAAGAGGAGGAAGAGGAGGAGGAGGCUCGUUUUCCUGCUGGGAGGGGGAGGUCGGGGAGGGUGGGGGAGGGAGGGCGUGGACAGGCAGGAGUGCGCUGGCUUUCAAUCACUCGCAGCGCUGCAUUACCUCAGCUGGACUGUGUCCAUUCAAAGACGUGGAGGCGAGAGCCGAGCGCCGCGCUCCGUGUUCGUCCCUGUUGGACACUGUCUCAGUCAGAUGGUGUGGACAGAGUGAGCGCGGGGAGGAAAACGAGGAAGACGAGCUGAAACUAAUUAAAGGAAAAUUCACCCUCAAAUACACCACACACAGAUUUCAUGGUCUCCGACGUUCGAGACAUUUCAGGAGUCUGUCUCUCUGGUUGUGUUGUACUUUGUGUGUGUGUGUGUGUGGGUGUGGGUGUGGGUGUGUGGGUGUGGGUGUGGGUGUGGGUGUGUGGGUGUGUGUGUGUGUGGGUGUGGGGGGGCAUUCAGCUGCACGUUGUACACUUAGGUCAUCAGAGCAGGAGAAAAAAAACGGAGCUGUCGAUUAAUCGGCAGAUUAUUUUCUCUGUGAAUAAUUUGAUCUUGGGGGGCUGAGUUUGGGCUGAGGAGAUGAAGAGCUCCCAGGUUUUAUUCGACCAGACUCCAAAACCUGAAAACACUUUGUUUACAAACCACAUGAGAAAAAAAAGCUUCACGUCUGAAGAUGCAAACAGGAAAAUGCCUAAAAAGACGAAUUAAAGGUUAGAAAACUGUUCCCUGUCGAUCUGUUGUGGACUAACUGCUGCGGCUCUGAUGCUGAGCGUUGCAUUCUGGGCUUUCGAUCCACACUGAGUCCGAUUGUCUCUCUGAACAUCAGGACUGAUGAGAUCUUUCUCCUGCUGCUCCUCCACAGUGAAUCAGGUUUUACCUGGAAAUCAACACUCACACGUUUUUAUGUUCCAGACACUGUGGACCCGACCCGAAGCACUGAUGUCUGAGGUUUACUGUCCGUGUUUUUAGAAAGCAUCUGCUUCAUCAGUGUUUCCUGCCCAGAGGCUCCUGCCCCCCCCCCCCCCCCCCCCCCCCCCUCUCUGCCCCCCCCUCAGUGGUGUUUCAGGGUGGAGUUUCCCUCAGUCUUUUUCUGAUCUUACAUCUUUUGGUUCCUGAAUGCGACACAGUUCAGAUGAGGUGAAACUUUUUUCUUUCUUUCUUUCUUUCUUUUUUUUGGGGGGAGGGGGGAGGUUUACAGUUUCGCCAGCGCCGCGGACCUCAUCGAAGUUUGUAGUCAAAGGGCAGAAACGCGCACAAUCGUAGUGUUAAGGAACCCGCGGCAGAGGAGCGAGAACAGGAACCUGUCUGUCGUUGGAUACAUUCAGAAAUUUCAGGGUUUUUAUUUUUCAUGCAGUACAGUGUCCUCGUCUGUGACGUCCAUGCAUUUCCACAGCUGUGAUGUGUGACCUGCAGUAGGAAAAGGGUUGAUAAGGGGUGCGUUGUGAUUGUGUUGGGUUUUUUUUUUUUUGUAGCCUUUACCAGUCAGGGGGAGAUAUUAUCAUCUUAUAGAGAAAUGUUGUCACCUCUCAAGGUGUCUUUUAUUUUUGUAAACCAAAAUGGUUUUUAUUGUUUUCAUUGAAAUUUAUGUUGUUGCACCUUUUUAGCCCAAUGUGUUACUUAAUAGUUGUUAAAUGUGCCAAAUAACUGUUGCUGAUUGAGUGGAACCAAUGGGAAGCCUCCUUUUCUGACCUUCUCGCCACGAAUACACACACACACACACACACACACACACUCGAGUUCACACACACCAACUUCGCGGUGGAAGUUUUGAUGGGUACAAAACUGUGACCAAACUCUCUGUGGAGAGGAGGUGUGUGUGUGGGUGUGUGUGUGUGUGUGCGGCUCCGUCCACACACACACAGACACACACACCACCCAGCUCUGCUCUCCACGUGUUCCUAAACGUUUCCUCUCACACUGUAUGUUUGUCAUGUGAGUGUGUGUGAACAUACGAGCGCUUCAUUAUUGCGUUGUAUGUUCAUCCAGUGGACUUUUUUUUUUUUUGUCAUUCACAGAUUCUCAGCUCAAACAUGCUCAACACAAGACAAUUUAAAAAGGAUGGCAAAUAGGAAAAAAAUCAAAGUAUAUAUAAAUAUAUGUGUAUAUGAAAUGACAAAAUGCUCUAGGUUUAUUUAAAAGAUUUAAUGUAGAAAACAAAAUGAAAUUGUUCGGGGGAGGUCGGGGUUUGAUGUGAGUAUAAUUGUUUGUGGUGAAGACUUCAGCUCGAAUCUUGCACAUAAAGACUUUAGAUAUUGUACCUGCGAGUUCCAGAUGAUUAUUUUUGUUUAAAUACCGGACUCUUUGCUCUUUCAUAUUUAUUGCGUGUGUGGGGAGCUCUCUCGCUCCAUCUCUCCUCCACGUGUUGGAGCUCUCAGCCGAGAGCUCGCUGUAGAAAAUCCUCCGAUUUCCACCCAUCAGAAACUCUAUUUGUUUUUCAUAUGCCACAGACAAACACACAUACUACUGGCUUUGGGUUGUUAUUAUUACCAUUAAGGUUAUGAUAAUACUGAUAUAUAAUUGAUAAUAUUAUUCAAUGAUUAUUAGUAAAUUUAUUUUAUUUCAAUGAUUUUUUUUUUGUUUUUAUUUUGUUUUUGAGACAGGUAGGAAGUUGCGUGUUGGACUGCUUGUAAAAACAGUUCAGAAAUAAAACUCCUUUUUCCGUGUU
This is a messenger RNA of Toxotes jaculatrix (banded archerfish), 8146 nucleotides long. It is a transcript of the gene grk3, whose product is annotated as G protein-coupled receptor kinase 3. The transcript has 21 exons. Bases 2158 to 4224 code for a protein of 688 amino acids. Gene Ontology annotation, molecular function: ATP binding; G protein-coupled receptor kinase activity; G protein-coupled receptor binding. Lineage: Eukaryota; Metazoa; Chordata; Actinopteri; Toxotidae. The record is from RefSeq and is a predicted model, not a curated record. Gene Ontology annotation, biological process: regulation of signal transduction; G protein-coupled receptor signaling pathway; protein phosphorylation.